AUGUGUUGCGACAACAACAACAUCUUCAACGAGUUCAUGACAUCAACUAUGACCGUGCAAUGCGACGUGAGCGUGUUUUCAGAGACAGAGCCGAUCCCUAUGACAGUUUGUCUGAAGAAUGUUUUAGAAUGCGAUUUCGCCUUACAAAAAAAUACAGUUCGGAAUGUAAAUGACAUGGUGAGGCAAGAUAUAGAACAGCCAACACGUCGAAAUCAUGCUGUCUCAUCUGAACUGCAAGUCCUAAUAGCAUUGCGAUUUUAUGCAACAGGUGGAUUUCAACUCACUAUGGCCGACGUUCAUGGACUUUCUCAGACGACUGUAUGUAAUGUCCUCAAACGAGUGACCAUUGCCAUUGCUAGAUUGAGACCACACUAUAUAGCAUUCCCCAAUAACGUGGAAUUGGACAGUGUUAAAGCAAGGUUUUUAAAUAUUGCUGGUUUUCCAAACUGUGUAGGAGCUAUCGAUUGCAGUCAUAUUCGUAUAAUUGGACACGGUGAUAACGGACAACGACUUAUCAACAGAAAAGGCUGGUCUUUUAUCAAUGUCCAAGCAGUAAGUGACACUAACCAUACAUUUGUGAACAUAGUGGCACACUGGCAUGGGUCAGUUCAUGACAAUAGAAUAUUUGACAACAGUUUGCUAAUGCAGAAGUUUGAAGAUGGAGAUAUAGAUGGAUUAUUGAUUGGUGAUUCGGGAUAUCCCUGUUUGCCUUACCUAAUGACACCUCUGCUCAUUCCAAGAGAUGCUGCCGACAAUAGAUACAACCAAGCUCUUUGUUCAACAAGAAACUCAGUGGAAUGCAUGUUUGGGAUUUGGAAACGCAGGUUUCCUUGUCUAACAUACACUCUCCGCUUCAAGGACAUACGUACAUCUCUAGCAGUGAUCGUAGCCACAGCGGUGUUGCAUAACAUUACUGUCACUGAAAGGGAACCUAAUUUUAAUGAUGACCUUGAUGAUCCACAGCCUCCACUUAGAAUCAAUGGGGUGCAAAAUGGUCGUGGCAAUGCUGUCAGAAGGGCAAUGAUUCAGCAAUAUUUUUCUUAA
Gigantopelta aegis is the source of this 1044-nucleotide messenger RNA. RefSeq names its product putative nuclease HARBI1. Lineage: Eukaryota; Metazoa; Mollusca; Gastropoda; Neomphalida; Peltospiridae. The record is from RefSeq and is a predicted model, not a curated record. The transcript has a single exon. Bases 1 to 1044 code for a protein of 347 amino acids.